This is a messenger RNA of Capsicum annuum, 519 nucleotides long. RefSeq lists its product as uncharacterized. The record is from RefSeq and is a predicted model, not a curated record. The transcript is spliced from 4 exons. NCBI's taxonomy places the organism in Eukaryota, Viridiplantae, Streptophyta, Magnoliopsida, Solanales, Solanaceae. The coding region runs from base 1 to 504 and encodes 167 amino acids.
AUGAGGUGGCAUUCCGUAUCAAAAGAAGUUAAUAAGGCAGUAAGAGAGAGCAUUAGGAGGCUUUUUUCACAACCUUGGCACAGUUGGUCGGAGAUUCCAGAAGACCAUGGACAAGCCAUGUUUGAAGAGUUCAAGAGGAAUGCUAGUGCAAAGCUACGCAAUUGGCUUGAAUGUGUUAGACGUACAGGCAAUGUUACACAAUGGCUUCUCAAAUUCGUAUAUGAUGAUUUGUGUAUUUAUUGGGAAUCUCCUGAAUAUAAGGCAAUCUAUGAGCAAAAUAAGAAAGCUAGAUCCAGUUUAAAAGGUGGCUCGUUGCACACCGGAGGUGCAAAAAGUGUCGGGGUCAUAGUUCGAGAAAUGGAGAAGGACUUGGGUCGCGAACCGACUCGACUUGAGGUCUUCAGACAAACACAUUUGCUGAAAAAAAUGAAUGAGUCAGACCCGGAUGUGUGGGUUGAGCCCAGGGCUGAAAAUUCCAAUGUAAGACUUAUAUUUAUAAUUUAAUCUGUUAUUCCUUUA